This is a messenger RNA of Penicillium pulvis, 1143 nucleotides long. RefSeq lists its product as uncharacterized. The transcript has 4 exons. The coding region runs from base 1 to 1143 and encodes 380 amino acids. NCBI's taxonomy places the organism in Eukaryota, Fungi, Ascomycota, Eurotiomycetes, Eurotiales, Aspergillaceae. The record is from RefSeq and is a predicted model, not a curated record.
AUGGGACUGAUUCGUGAUCUCAUCGGUGCAGGUCUUGGUUCCGACCAAGUGAACAAUGGCUUCAACGGGCCUAAGUUGCCCUUUGCGAACAAAAUCAACCGCACAUCGCUGUCACCGUCCUCUCGCCAGAAAUUGGUUUCUGACGCCCGAUAUCAGGAUGAGAGGAGACCGUACUCACCAGAUGAUAUGCAGAGAGGAAUGAUAAGACAGCAGAGGUACAUUGGUGAUCAAGAUCGAGCCCCGGUGCUACCACCCCGUUAUGAGCCUCCUGCAUAUGAAAGCGGCCCUCGAGAAUGGUACCAAGGACAGUCUUACGAUGGCCAACCUUGUGAUGGACAACAAUAUUAUAAGCGUCGCGCUGUCACAGACAUGAGGUGUCCUAGGGACGCCAAAUUUCGCCCAAUCGCGCUGCCCCAGCUUUCUUAUGGAGAUGGCCAACCUUUCCUUCGGGGAUAUUCAAAUGAUCUGGUGCGAUAUGGGAUCUCUGAAGGCGAAUUUAUUCGACUGGUUGAUGCCAUUAACGUCGCCAUCAUUCCCAAUCCCGAGAAUCAAAUUUUCCAGAAGGGAGCAAACAUUGCUGGCUGGUUUAUACCUGGUGCCGCUUCAGUCGCUCUCACAGUCGGACAAAUCGGUAUCGGAAUCGGCGCAGCAGCUGGUCACGCUUCUAUGGUCGCCAAGCACCUUUCAAAGGCCAAUCUUGAUUUGUUCCUACCUAGUGGUCUGGAGAUAUGUAUUGGAAAGACGAAAGAUGUCGACGAAGUGCUCGGUCUUUGUUCAUCAACUGCACGACCUCAAUCUCUACAUAGUGUAUCGCCAGAGGAGAGACGCGCACAAUAUGGUGACUUGGUUGCACCUCUCUCUCGAGUGUUGUCACCAUUGGAACAGAGAGGUCGUAGUGACCCUAUUGCCAUGCUGGGGCGGGGUAUCGCCAGUCGAGGCGAUCAAAAGAAAAUGCAAAAAGUGCAAAAGGAGCUCUCAAAAGGAAGGGGCAAAACCAAGAACCUUGAUGCCUUGGAAGGAGGAUUGAAAUGGCUCAUCGUUCGGGAAGCUUCCGCAAACGCAGUGGCUCACUGGGAGCAAACUCUUGAUCAAAGCAAUGCUGCCCUACAGCAAGAGGCAAGGGUAGCUGAGCAGCGCAGAUAG